ACCAACUCUACUCCGCAAUUCCGCAGUGCUAAUGUGUACGUUCGUAUUUACUGUUGUUUGUUUUAGUUUAUAAUAAUAAUAAAAAAAAAAUUAAAAACAUGCCACGACGGUAUAAUAAUGGUUAACGUCCGUAAAUGGCUACAGACAGUGACGACAGUGGUCUUUUCGACUUGAACACGGUUCGGUCUCUGCACAAAACAGUAAUCGCGUUGAGAAUUGCGCUUGAACGUUCAAAAGCUGAACUCGAAUCGGUAAAGAAAUCUCGCCUGACAAUGAACGACGACAAAAAGAUCACCAGUCAAAACUCAGAGGAAACGGACGAAAUUGAGUUGAUUUUUACUACAGAUGAUACGACCAACGUAUCUCCCAAUGAAGAUCUUGUUUCCAUAGACAAAGUGAUCGAAACGGACAUAUCAAAAUGUGGAGCCAUUACCAAAGACAUGAGAAACUCAAAAUUUCUCAGUCCUCUACGGCCUAUUUUAAAGGACAUCACUCUUAAAACACAAGAGGUAGAAGCCCAAACAGACAUUACAGCUUUGCCUUUACAGUGGCGUUCAGAAGGGUUUUUAGUUAACCAAAAAACUAUGUCUCCGAACACGACAUUACCAUCAAAGUUCAUUGCGCCAGUCGAUAAAAAUACUCGCAAGCAAUGUCUGCGCGUAUCAAAGAAAACUACAGAAUCUAGAAGGGUUAUGUUGUCGGAUAUUAAUUUUACUAGUAUGGUACCAGAACUGUCAAGAAGUGUCGAUCACUUAUGUAAACAACCAGUACAACUUAGCCGUGAACCAUCAAGAUCAAAAUUUCUAAGGAGUCCUGGAUAUGUCUCUAUAGGUUCAUCAUCUUCACGUUAUGAUUUUGGAUCAGUAUUUUCAGUCCACUCAUCGUGCUAUCGAUGUCAAGUAAGACCGUCGGUAAUGUCGUUGGAGGCUCGUCAUAAUUAUGGACCUUGGUCAUCUGUUCCAUCUUCUCCCACUAAAUGCCGACGUUCUGCUAGUGUACCAUGUGAACCAAGUGCAUCUUUACAAGAUGUAAAAUAUUCAUCCACUGCCACAUUAAAAGCAGAAGAUGAAAUUCCAAAAAAAUACAAAAACAAAGUAUCAUUUAAAGAAUUAAGAAAAGUGCGUAUGUCAAUGCCAGACUUGAGAAAAGCAGAAGACGAUUCAACAGACUCGCUCAUCGAAGAAUCCGAGUGUGUUGUACGCAAUGCUAUUGACAGUCUUACUGGAAGUCACUUGGAUGUUAAAGAGUGCAAAACGCACAGACGUUACUCAGAACCUUACCAUGGCACUUUAGAAUGCUGUUCUCUACCUGUGACCGGAAAACCCUAUUUGCCUAAGUCAAUAUACGAUCUCCAACUUAAUGCUUAUGUCAAAGUGAUCACAAACUAUGGUAAAGUUGUUGGUGGCAGGGUACGUUAUAUUGGCUAUAUCGUUGGAAUGGCAGAGCCACACGUAGGUGUUCAGUUUGAUCGUAAAAUUGGUGAUUCCGAUGGAGCAUUUAAUGGCAUUAGAUAUUUUGAAUGUGGAAUUAACAACGGUCAGUUUGUACCAUUUCAAAAAGUUGUUGUUGCGUGGAGAGAUAUUUAAAACCUACGAGUGAAAUACUAUAAAUUAUUAGAAUAAUUAUUAUACGGUUUUAUUCUUCAAUAAUAAUUCUUAAAAAAAUAAUCUAUGUCGCGAAUCAAAUAUAAUCAAAACAAAUAUACACAGUGUGUCUACAUUAAUAACUAAU
Adelges cooleyi (spruce gall adelgid) is the source of this 1731-nucleotide messenger RNA. RefSeq lists its product as uncharacterized. NCBI's taxonomy places the organism in Eukaryota, Metazoa, Arthropoda, Insecta, Hemiptera, Adelgidae. The transcript has 6 exons. The record is from RefSeq and is a predicted model, not a curated record. The coding region runs from base 135 to 1586 and encodes 483 amino acids.